Molecule: messenger RNA, 4723 nt
Organism: Prinia subflava (tawny-flanked prinia)
Lineage: Eukaryota; Metazoa; Chordata; Aves; Passeriformes; Cisticolidae
Gene: ST13
Product: ST13 Hsp70 interacting protein
Exons: 12
Coding region: 55-1134 (359 amino acids)
Molecular function (GO): protein dimerization activity; Hsp70 protein binding
Source: RefSeq, a predicted model, not a curated record
GGGGGGGGGGGGGGGGCGGAGAAACGAGCGUGCUUGGGCCGUCGCCGAGCCGCCAUGGACUCGCGCAAGCUGAGUGAACUGCGGGCCUUCGUCCGGCUGUGCAAGCAGAACCCGAGCCUGCUGCACACCCCAGAGCUAGCCUUUCUCCGCGAGUGGGUGGAGAGUAUGGGAGGCACAAUACCGCCUGCUCCAGCCAGUGCCUCCACAGAGGGGACAAGUAAGGGCAAAGCAGAAGAACACACAGAGGAGCCGGUUAAAUCACCUGAACCAGAAAGUGAAGAGAGCGACUUAGAAAUUGAUAAUGAGGGAGUGAUAGAACCAGACAAUGAUGACCAUCAAGAAAUGGGAGAUGAAAAUGUGGAGGUAACUGAAGAGAUGGCAGAUCAAGCUAAUGAAAAGAAGAUUGAAGCGAUAAAUGCUCUCAGUGAAGGGGACCUUCAGAAGGCUGUUGACUUGUUCACAGAUGCUAUCAAGCUGAAUCCAUGUUUGGCCAUCUUGUACGCCAAGAGGGCAAGUGUUUUUGUGAAACUGCAGAAGCCAAAUGCUGCCAUUAGAGAUUGUGACAGGGCCAUCAAGAUUAAUCCUGACUCGGCACAGACCUAUAAGUGGAGGGGGAAAGCACAUAGACUUCUUGGUCACUGGGAGGAAGCAGCUCAUGAUCUUGCAUUAGCUUGUAAACUGGAUUAUGAUGAAGAUGCGAGUGCCAUGCUGAAGGAGGUGCAGCCAAGAGCUCAGAAAAUUGCAGAACAUCGACGAAAAUAUGAGCGGAAACGUGAAGAAAAGGAAAUCAAAGAAAGAAUAGAAAGAGUGAAGAAGGCACGGGAGGAGCACGAGAAAGCACAACGGGAGGAAGAAGCAAGACGACAGGCAGGAGGAGCUCAGUUUAGUGGCUUCCCAGGUGGCUUCCCAGGUGGCUUUCCUGCAGCUGGAGGCAUGCCAGGAAUGGCAGGUAUGCCAGGUCUCAAUGAGAUUCUCAGUGAUCCAGAAGUUCUUGCGGCCAUGCAAGAUCCAGAAGUUAUGGCUGCAUUCCAAGAUGUUGCCCAGAACCCAGCAAAUAUGUCCAAGUACCAGAGCAAUCCAAAGGUCAUGAAUCUCAUCAGUAAAUUGUCUGCCAAAUUUGGCAGUAAACCGUAAAAUCCUGAGUUCUUAAAAAAAUCAUAUCUGAAUGGCAAGAAUUGGAUUUGGCUAACCAGUGUUGCAAUAAAACAAACCAUUUUACCUCUGAUCUUAAGAAGAGAAACAUGAUGUUCUAAGGAUAACUGUUCUCUAGCCCCAAGUAUUGACUUUAUUCAAUUAUUGGUUUAUAGAAUUCAAAUUAUAUUCAGAUGGCCUAGUUUUCAACCAUCUCUUCUUGUCCAACAGUUGCAACCUUUCAUUAUAAAUAUUACAAACAGUUUUCUCCGAAUGAACAUUCUUAUAACAAAUUAUAGUAUUCCAGGAGUAUAAGAUAAAAAGAUGCCGUUUUUUUUUAAUUGCUCUCACUGAGCAAAGGGAAAAGUACAUUAACAGUUGAAGUCUGUCUUAAUCCCCUUAGGACAGAAAAAUAGCAAAGGUGGGACAAGUCUGAAGAAUUAACUGGAUAAAGGAAUUGUCUGCAAAUACAAUUUUUUUUUAUGAAUGAUUGACUUUUUAGAGCUAUUAUCAGUAUAAUCAGGCUAGCUAGUUACUGAAACUUCUGGCAGUACUGCAAAUACUAUAUCAUUUUGAUCACCACAACUGUGCAGGAAAGGGACAGUUCUACCCUUUGCACAACCUGGCAUGAAGUACAUAUUGCUGAGGCCACAGAUGUUUUGUUACUUGUUCAGUUCUUGUCCAGCACCUUUACAUAACAUUUUAUUUAUCAAUCUGGGUAUGGGAGAGCAGCUUCCUGUCUGUGCUUGUGCUCUUGUCCUUUCACAGUUGGCAGGCCCUUUGCUGGUUGCACUCACCCUUCCUUGGGGCCAUGCUUACCAGGUUACAUCUAUUUGGAAACUUUAGGGAAGGAAUCUUGUUCCCAUCACUACCUCUGUCCCACUAAAUGCAAGCCAUUCAGAACAUGUACAUGCAGAGUUACAGAUUGGUGCAAGGGAGAAUACUCAACAAAAUUGCAGCUCUGGGUUCUGAAUUGUUUUGAGUCCUUACAUGCUCAUUGAUUAAAUUUUUUUGGUCAAAGUUCUGCUGUCCCUAUAGAGGUGAUGACUCUUCACGACAUUCUGUAGUCUUCUGUCUUUUCUAGUAGCCUCUUGUUUAAAAAAAACCAAACUGUUGUUGUGGUUUCAUACCUCCAUGGUUUUGAGGCUUGUGAUAUGGAGGAAAAGAUGAAGUAAUUGGAACAGACAGAACAUUCUUCUAACACAUGCAUUUAUCAGCAUGGGUAUCUUUGAAGCAAUGUCUGUGCUGAUGAUGUUCAUUUGAUUUGGCUACCAAUAAAUACAGUUGUUUCAUCUGUUUGUCUUGGCUAAAACAUCCUUACGUGGAAAAAAUGACCAUAGUUACCUGUUCACCCCUUGAGUUUCAAGGGUUGUGUUACUCUUUUUUAAUUCUGUAUAUUAAGCCAUAAUUGAUGUUACCAUUUUUAAACAAAUCUGGUUUGAUGUAGGAACUCAACAGCAAUUGCAAAAUAGUAAAUCCCCAGAUGCUUUUUCUCCUACUAAUGACCCUGCACAAUGAAAUGUGAAUCUUUUUGCUUAAGAAAUACAGUUCUGAAUACUUCUCUUAGCCUUUAAAAAUAAAGUAUGGGUUUGAAAAACACAGCUUUUUGGGGUUGUGUAACUUUCUGAUAAAAACUGUUAUGCUUAAAUUAAAUAUGGAAGUUAUGGAAGCUUUAAUUAAACUGUAUAUAUAACUUGUAUUUUAAAUUGGAACAAAAUGCCUAAGGGCUCAUCUUCAUGACCAAAUGAACUCAAAUUACAAUUGUGUGUUGCUGUGUGCAUGACUUUUGGUCAUAGUCUUGAUCUCCCAUUCCCAAGAAGAGAUAUUUGAAGUAGGUCACCCUUCAAUAUACAUUAAAUCUUGACCUCUGCAUUCAGGGUAGUGCAUAUGUGUUGUGCAUAAAUCAUAGUAUUUUGAAUAUAAGUUUAUUCCCUACAGUUUCCUGUUAAUCCAAUUUGGCUAUUUGUGUCUGUCUACCCAUGAACAGUCAAAAGUAGGAAGUUACUCCUACCUAAUAAAAAUGGUCAUCUGUGUCCUGCCUGUUUGCUUACACAUCAGUUGCCCUUACUGAGAGUUGAUAGAUUCUAUAAAAGCAUUCUCUCUCAUUUUGAUAUUGGCAUUAGCAGUUUAGCUGAAUUCCUGUUCUUUGGGAAUAUACAUCUGUGACUCCCUUGGUAUGUGAGCUUUUUUAGUUUUAGUGUUACUCAGCAAGUAAAUUGAUGAGCUGUCUGGACCUCAUCUCAGUUCCCCAAGUUGGUGUAUGGACAUCCAAGCAGCUAAGCUGGUUUGAACAGAAAUAAAAGUGCAGAAAGCUAACUGCACAAAAGAUGAGCAGAGAUGAGAAGUUUCAAAUGUGGAAUAUAAGUAGCUAAACUAGGGAGUUGGUUGCUCCUAUAUUUACUGGCAGCUCCUUCAGGUUGUUUGUUCUGUUGCAGCAUAGUGUAGAGGUGGUUGUUGUAAGAGCAGUGGCAAUAAUCAGCUCUGCUGGCACUUGAUCUCUGAAAGCUGCAAGAUUGUAUGGAUGUCAGCUGGGACAGAGUACUGCCAGUCCUGCCCCUGGCUCAGGUGUGCCUUUCAGCCUUGUGCACAAGUCCUGUACUGUGCUGUUUGGCUGAUCCUAUGCCACAGGUUCAAUGACCCAGGCUGCCCAGGAGUGCAGUGAUGCACCUGCAGCUGACUGGUAGCAGAGGCUCAUAGUCUUGUUCCCAAUGACUUGACUGUCCUCUCUGGUUCACCUGCUGCCCCAAGGGAAAGCAAGAGUCAGCUCAGUUGCCACAUCCAGGCUGUUCUAGUUCACAGGGAGUCCUUUUGCGUUGUAAUGUGGAAAAUGCAAAGCUUGGUGCCUUUACCAGAAUUUUUUUGAAAUUUUCUCUCCAUUGUUGGGCUAUGAAUAAAUACUACUUGUUGAGGUGGCUUGGUUUGUUUUUGUGAGAAGGCAGUGACUGGAUAAGUAGGAGCCAGACUCUAAAAGUUGGAUGAAGGCAGAUGGGCCUCAGCCUUGAGGAUGAUGGAGUGCGGGCAGCAUUUUAAGAAAGUAAUUCUGGAUUACCAAAGAGCUGAAGUGGAGUAAAAAAAUGUGGUGUCCAACUGAAUGCAGAUAUCUCCAUGUUCAGUACCACAAGACAAAUCAUAGGAGGUCAGUAGUGAUAAAAGAAAAUACAAAUACAGAGGAAGCAGGAACAGUUUUGAUGUGGCAAUUAAAUGAAGCAGAUCAGGUGGUUGCUGGUGGAGCUAUAGUAUGGAGCAAGGAAAAAAAAUUAAAGUGACAAGUCACUGAUCACCUUGCAAGACAAAGCGUGGGUAAGUCCUACUCACUUGAUAUCCUCACAAACAGGAACUUAAUGUAAGACAAACUUUUCCUUGUCCCUACUGACUGGAGGGCCAGAGGUCCCAUGGAAUGUAAAUACUGAGGAUUCUCCUGUAAAUCUGAAUCCUGAUGACUAACCAAAUCCAGAUGUUCAUUUGUAAUCUUGCUAACAGAGUGUUACUACCGUAUAUGUCUGCAGUACAAACACAUUUUUGAAAGCUGUAGUCUAGAUGGAUGAUUCAGACAAGUUUGAAGUCUUAUCAAUAAAGACAUAUAUUUGCAGAA